ACAGCGUGUUCCUGCUACUUUAGUAGUAACUGUUAUAAAUCACUGUUACUGUUAUUUUCUCCCAUCACUAAUUUAGUGUGAUCGCGACUUUAUUCGACUUCACGUACAUAUUUUCUAAUAAUUUAACAUCGAAUUCGUAUAAUGGAUGACGUGAUACAAGUGUAUACAAAUAAUAAAGGCGCGCAAUCAAUAAUUUACCAAAAGUAUUCAUUUCGACUUUUUCGUAAAAAUAAAAAUUCCGGGGACUUAGUUUGGCGUUGCAAUAAUAAGUUUUGUAGUGUUAUAGUGACGACAAAUUCAAAUAUAAAUGUAUUUAUCAAACAGAAUAAAAGUAAACAUCAUCAUGAAACAAAUGAAAUUAACCCAGAAUUAAAAGAAAUUCGAUGUGCUGUUAAACGUAAAUCGAAAUUGGAUUUAAAUGAAAAAACUUUAAAAAUUAUAAGGAAAGAAUUAUGUACGUCUUCAGUGAGUGCAGAUAAUAUUGAUGCUAUGAGACAGUCUAUGAAUCGUGAAAGACGAAAGCUUCUACCCCCUGUGCCUGUGUCACUCACAGAUGUUCUUAAUAAGGUAUUUAGUUGUAUUAUUAUGGUUUAUGUUUUCAAUUAUUUUUGAGUUUGGGUAGGUAGUGCACGUGCACUUGCACUAGCCACCAGUGUCGAUAGAUAUGUUAAAACAACAACAGAUAAUUACUGAAACCAAAUUUCGACACAUACGAAACGGCAACGUGAACCGUACACGCAAAGUAUGCAGGGAGAAAGAAAAAUCUAUUUUAAAUGUAUUUGAUGGUUUCGAACGAAAUUAGCUUGAUUGAUUAUUUAAAAAUAUUAGGAUGUAAGUUUAUUUUAAUUUAAUUAUAUAU
Molecule: messenger RNA, 859 nt
Organism: Sipha flava (yellow sugarcane aphid)
Lineage: Eukaryota; Metazoa; Arthropoda; Insecta; Hemiptera; Aphididae
Exons: 3
Coding region: 142-612 (156 amino acids)
Source: RefSeq, a predicted model, not a curated record